Molecule: messenger RNA, 1515 nt
Organism: Cordyceps fumosorosea ARSEF 2679
Lineage: Eukaryota; Fungi; Ascomycota; Sordariomycetes; Hypocreales; Cordycipitaceae
Product: rab proteins geranylgeranyltransferase component A
Exons: 3
Coding region: 1-1515 (504 amino acids)
Biological process (GO): vesicle-mediated transport; small GTPase-mediated signal transduction; protein geranylgeranylation
Cellular component (GO): Rab-protein geranylgeranyltransferase complex; cytosol; nucleus
Molecular function (GO): GDP-dissociation inhibitor activity
Source: RefSeq, a predicted model, not a curated record
AUGGAAUCCCUCUCAGACACUGAUUGGGAUGUAGUCAUCAGCGGCACGGGACUUCAGCAGUCCCUAUUUGCCCUGGCCCUUUCGCGAUCAGGCAAGAACAUUCUCCACGUCGACGCCCAAGGCUACUAUGGGCAACACGAAGCUGCCUUCAGCCUCCAAGAGGUGGACGCCUGGGCUGCCCGGCAUGCUUCCCCAGACGCGACUGGACUUUUUCGCGCCGUCGAGGUGACCAAGGCGGAAGAUGGCCUGCCGUCGCCGCGGGCCUACAGCCUGGCGCUCGCACCACAGCUCAUCCACGCUCGGUCCGAGCUUCUCGGCAAGCUCGUCUCGUCCAAGGCCUUUCGGCAAAUUGAGUUCCAGGCUGUCGGGUCGUUCUUUAUCUUCCAGCGCGGAACGUCGAAAGACGCGACGAUGCCUGUCCUCGCUCGCAUUCCGUCAACGCGAGAAGACGUCUUCUCGAGCACAGCGAUUCCGGUCCGAGCGAAGCGGUCGCUGAUGAAGUUCCUCAAGUUCGUCCUCGCUUACGAGUCAGAGCCGCAGGCGGAACUUUGGAAGCCACACGCUGACAAGCCGCUCGCUGAGUUCCUAGCCUCCCAGUUCAACCUUGAUGCUACGCUGCAGUCCUAUAUCAUCACCUUGACUCUCAGCCUCGAUGGGAACAUUGCGGUCGAAGAUGGACUGGCGGUCAUCAGUCGCCAUCUGAGCUCGAUGGGUGUAUUUGGCGCUGGCUUCGCGGCCGUCUACCCGAAAUGGGGCGGCCUAUCUGAAGUCUGUCAGGUGGGCUGUCGUGCUGCUGCCGUUGGCGGUGCUGUGUACAUGCUCGGCACUGGCAUCACAGGCGUUGCAAAGCGAGAGAACGAGUCAGCCUGGAUGGACAUUUCUCUCUCCAACGACACGGUCGUGAAGACGAAGAAAUUAGUCCGUGGUUCAGAAACCAGUCCUGAAAAGGCCGUGUGCCUGACGCGAACCACAGCUGUGGUUGCAGCCGCCCUGCCAAAAUUAUUCGAAGCAGUGGUUGAAGGGUCGCCGACCCCGUCCGCCACUGUCAUAGCAUUCCCUACCGGCUCAGUGUCUGACGGCAAUGGACAUACUUCAGAGUAUCCCAUUUACGCUAUGGUCCACUCGAGCGACACGGGGGAAUGCCCUACUGGUCAAUGUAUCGUCUAUCUAAGCACCAUUUCCACAGCCUCGUCCAAGGCGCUCUUGGAGACGGCACUGUUAUCACUCUUACACGCCGCUACUGCCGUUGGGGGCCAGGCGAUCCCUGAAGUUGUCUAUAAGCUGCAGUACGAGCAAGUAGGCGCGAAAACGCCCUCGUUGGACGUGGAUGAAGAAGGCAUCGUAACUUUCGGCGCUCCAGUGCUAGACUUGGCGUUUCGCGAUACCACGCUGCAGCCCGUCCGCCAGGCCUGGGAGAAGCUCACCGGCUUGGCGGGUGAGGAGGCCGACGCCGAGUAUUAUGUGUUCGAAGACCGCGAAGGCGUAGAUGACGAAGACGACGUGUUUGACGGUUAG